AUGCACGAGGAACGGUUGUAAUUGCCGUGUUAUCUCACGAUGACUUCGUGACUUUGUGCUUGUAACUUCUAAAAUCUAAGUAGCAUUAGUUUAUAUCCAGCGUGAUGAAGUUGAUCGUCGCGAUCGUACUCUCUAUCGUCUGUGUCCUCUGUGCUGUGAAGCAACUGCAGUGCGCCAGGAUCCUAGGUAUCGUUCCAACGCCAUCGUACAGUCAUCAAAUCCCAUAUAGACCGUUAUGGAUAGAACUGAACAAACGUGGCCACGACGUGGUGCUCAUCACGCCGAGUCCCAUCCCCAACUUGAAUCUAACCAACUUCACCCAGAUCGACAUUGGCGAAUCCUACGACAAGUUGAGGUCCAUUAAUUUCAUAAAUCGACGAUUCAAACAGAAUGGCUGGUUAGAUUUCGUGUACGAGAUUCUCUUAAAUUACUGUGAAAAUAUUGCACACCAAGUGCUAAAUCAUACGGAAGUGAAGAAGCUCUACGACCCUAGCAGCGACGCCAAAUUCGACAUGGUAAUGGCCGAGACUCUCUACUCGCCCGUUAUGCACUCCUUCGCAUACAGAUUUAACACGCCCAUAAUAGGACUCUCCUCGCUGGGGAUCCUUGGAAUCACAGAGCACUCUCUCGGUGGUUUCAUGCUACCUUCGCACGAGUACACGUGGGAAAUGGAAGGACACACAGGAUCAGACGUGUCGUUUUGGAGGAGAUUACACAAUUUUGUGGCAAUGUGGUACAACGUCAACUUCCUCUAUGACAACCUAUACACUAGUCAACAUAUCAUAGCCGAGAAGUAUUUCGGAAUACGUUUACCGCCCCUGAUCGACAUGCUGAAAAAUACUAGCAUGUUGUUCGUCAAUCAGGCUGACGUUAUGACUCCAGCUAGGCCGAAACUCCCAAAUGUGAUCACUUUCACCUCGUUCCACGUAGACGAGAUCUCGAAACCUCUGCCAAAGGAUUUAGAACGCUUCGUGGAUGACGCACGCGAAGGAUUCAUCUAUUUCAGUCUAGGUAGCAACGCGUUGAGCUCAGAUUUGCCGAGGGAAACUAUGCAGGUUUUCCUAGACGUGUUCGCCAAGUUGCCUUACAGAGUCGUGUGGAAAUUCGAGACAGAGUGGCUGGAUAAACCUGACAACAUCUUCACCGGGAAAUGGUUGCCUCAGCAAAGCAUUCUUGCACACCCGAACAUCAAGCUGUUCCUUUACCAAGGAGGACUGCAAAGCAGCGAGGAAGCUGUUCAUUUCACGGUACCUCUUGUAGGGUUUCCAGUGUUGGCGGAUCAAAACUACCAAGUGCGUAGAAUGGAAGCCCUUGGUGUUGGAAAGCACUUAGACAUUACGACCGUGACGAGAGACGAAUUAGAAAGUGCCAUUCGAGAGCUCAUAAAUGAUAGCAAAUAUAAAGAAAACAUGAUCAAGCUAAAAAAGAUCGUCAAUGACAAUCCUUACGAUUUAGUGGAGCAUCUAUGUUGGUGGACAGAGUACGUGAUUCGUCACAAGGGUGCACCGCAUCUGCGUUCCAGCUUGGCUGAUCUGUCAUGGCGCCAUCGUAACGACAUAGAUGUCGUAAUGUUUCUGACAAUCAUUGCGUUUAUAGUAAUUAUAAUUGUGUUUAGAAUAACUGUCAAAAUAAUUAUGCACUUCGGGACGGGAACAAAGUCUAGAAAUUGGAAACAGAAAAAACUGGCCGAACGUGGACACGACAUUGUUUUAAUCGGCACGAAUUACAUGAACGACUUAAAUGGGACGAAUAUUACUCAAAUCAUAGUCGAUUCACCUCGAGAUCUCAUAGAUAAACUGGACUAUAUUAGUUUCCGCUUUAAAGGAAUAUCGUGGAUAACGUUUAACGAAAGAUUCCAAGGCGAUUUGGGUACCAUAUUAUCGGAAAACGUUUUCGAAAAUCCAGCCGUGAAGAAACUGUACGCGCCUAAUAGCAACGAGAAAUUCGACUUGGUUAUGGCAGAGCUCCUAUGGACUCCCUCCCUUUUCGCGUUCGCUCAUAGAUUUAACGCGCCUCUGAUAGGGUUGAGCUCUCUGGCAAUUCCUAUGUUCCACGAGUACCUCAUAGGUGGGCUUGUACUACCGUCUCACGAAUCUACGUGGGAAAUGGAAAAAAAAGUUGGAUCGAAUCUGUCCUUCUGGCAGAGAGUGCAAAAUUAUUUGAUCGCGUGGCGCUUGGUAUACCUUUCCUAUCGGGAUCAAAUUUUACCGCAGCAAACGCUCGCUGAAAAAUACCUUGGAAAAGAUAUACCGCCAUUGCAAGAUAUAAUAGCGAACGUCAGCGUUGUAUUCGUGAACCAGGAUGAAUACAUUUAUCCAGCGCGACACAAGUUACCAAACGUGAUCCCGUUCUCUACGUUACAUAUUUCUUCUAACCUGCCUCCAAUGUCAAAAAAAUUAAAACGUUUCGUGGACAACGCAAAGAAUGGCUUCGUCUACCUCAACUUUGGUACCAACGUAAAGUGUUCGUUUCUGCCGAAUAAAACUAUGCAGACACUACUCGAUGUGUUUACCAGUUUGCCAUACAAAUUGGUGUGGAAGUGCGACAAAGACCUACCAGUGAAGUCUAAUAAUAUCUUUGUCUUGCCAUGGAUUCCUCAACAAACUAUCCUUGCACACCAAAACAUCAAGCUGUUCGUAUACCAAGGAGGUCUUCAAAGCACCGAAGAAGCUGUACACUUUGCAGUGCCAGUGUUAGGAUUGCCAGUGGUAGCGGAUCAGGACUACCAAGUGCACAGAAUGGAAGCACUUGGUGUUGGGAAGUGGUUAGAAAUGACCACUUUGAAGGCAGAUGAGCUGAAGAGCGUUACUCUAGAGAUGAUAAAUAAUAAAAUGUACAAACAAAACAUGCUAAAACUCAAGAACCUCACCAAGGACAGGCCUUACGAUUUCACGAAACAUCUUGCUUGGUGGACAGAGCGCUUCUCUCUUACUUUUGGAAUCAGCGCGAUACUCUGCAACGAGAAACUUCCAUUCUACCCUUCUACCAUCUUUUUUUCUAAUCGAGUAAUGCUUAACAUGUUCUACUACAUACACAUUACAUACACGAACUAUUGUCAAAUAAGAACAACUGUGAUUAUAACGCGACGUAAUUAUGUACAUAGAAUAUCAACGAUAACAUCCCCAAUUAUCAUGAUACUUGUGCCAACUCAUCGACGACGAUGCCAACCGCAUAAAAUCAUAGAUACCAUUACCACCUUUUUUUCGUUUAGUAUUUCUGCGAUCGGUUAUAGCUACAGUUCGUCUGAAUUCGUUAAUAUGAAGUUUACUACAGUGAAAAUACUCACGAUUCUAUGCGUUCUCUCUGCUAUCGAGUAUAUUCGAUGCGCCAGGAUCCUAGGGGUGAUCCCGACGCCCUCCUACAGUCAUCAAAUCAUGUAUACAAAAUUGUGGCUGGAAUUGGGCAAGCGUGGCCACGAGUUAGUGGUCGUCACCACGAAUCCAAUGUCCGUCUUGAACAUACCGAAUAUAACGCAGAUCGACAUUAGUAGCUCGUACGGCUCUCUAAAAAAUUACAAUUUCAUUCGCAAUCGAUUCGAAAACCUGGACUGGUUGGAGUGGGCGCAGGAAAAACAAGCCGACGUAAUCGAAAUGUUCUCGGAAACUGUGUUUUCCAAUCAACAGGUGAAAGAUCUAUACAAACCCGACAGCAAUCAAACAUUCGACGUGCUUAUAAUGGAGAUGAUGACCAUAUCAGCUAUAUUCGCAUUCGCCCACAGAUUUAAGGCUCCUACGAUAGGAGUGACCUCGAUGACGAUGUCCGUUACCGAGGAGGACACUAUAGGCGGCCUGGUGUUACCUUCGCACGAAUCCACGUGGGAAAGCAAAACGUACACAGGGUUGAACCUGUCGUUCUGGCAAAGACUGUAUAACUUCUACAACGUGUGGCGCCACGUGUACGUCAUCAGUCAUACAGUCACUUCCAGUCAACAGUCGAUCGCGGAAAAGUACUUAGGGUCUGAUAUACCGCAUCUGGUGGACAUAAUGAGAAACAAUAGUCUAUUAUUCGUAAAUCAGGACGAUGUCGUCAUACCUCCGAAAAUGAGACUUCCGCAUAUAAUCACGUACACAUCGACCCACAUCGGUGUAAACCCAACACCACUGCCAAAGGAAUUGACGAGGUUCUUGGAGGACGCAAACGAUGGUUUUAUCUACUUCAAUCUUGGCACCAAUGCACCGUCCUCGUUCAUGCCUCCGGAAACUUUGCAAAUAUUCAUCGACGUGUUCUCCAGGUUGCCAUACAAAGUCGUGUGGAAAAUGGAAAAGAAACUAGAUGGAAUGCCUAACAAUGUAUUCACCGCGUCGUGGUUCUCUCAGCAAUCUGUUCUCGGUCACCCAAAGGUGAAGCUGUUCAUGUACCAAGGAGGCGUACAAAGUAGCCAGGAGGCUGUUCACUUUGCUGUACCGGUAUUAGGAUUACCAGUGAUGGCGGAUCAGGACUUUCAAGUGCACAAGAUGGAAAACCUUGGGGUUGGGAAAUCUUUAGAAUUGGUGACCUUGACCAGAACUGAGUUAGAGAAAGCUAUCCUGGAAAUGGUGACGAACAAAAGGUACAAGGAAAGAAUGCUCGAAGUCAGGAGAAUGGUUCAAGAUGCGCCCUACGAUAUAGGAAAACAUCUUAUUUGGUGGACGGAAUACGUGAUACGUCAUAAAGGUGCUCCUCAUCUUCGUUCCAACUUAGUUUGGCAACCCUGGCAUCAACAAUUCGAUAGGGACAUUGUGAUAUUUUUAACGUUCGUAAUGUGUAUAGCGGCUUCAUUCGCGCUUUUCAUAGCUAACAAAAUUACUGUGUUUAUCUAUAAACAAAGACAAUUGCUAAUUUCGAAACAAAAGCAGAAAACUGGUUAAUCGUUUAUCGAUGCAACGAAAAUUAGCCAAUUAGUUUCGAUUAAGGAACGAGUCUCCCUUAUUUUAAAAUAUGUAAGUAGUUCAAUGUAUUUCAAAUGUAACAUGUUUUUCACUUAGAGUUAAGAUUGCGAGACAAAUAAACAAAACGUCAUCGAUUAAAAUUGAAACAUUUUCUUAUGUGAUAUUAAAUAAAAACGUAUCUAUAC
Hylaeus volcanicus is the source of this 5053-nucleotide messenger RNA. RefSeq lists its product as uncharacterized. The coding region runs from base 105 to 4847 and encodes 1580 amino acids. Gene Ontology annotation, molecular function: UDP-glycosyltransferase activity. NCBI's taxonomy places the organism in Eukaryota, Metazoa, Arthropoda, Insecta, Hymenoptera, Colletidae. The record is from RefSeq and is a predicted model, not a curated record. The transcript is spliced from 15 exons.